Molecule: messenger RNA, 717 nt
Organism: Vespula pensylvanica (western yellowjacket)
Lineage: Eukaryota; Metazoa; Arthropoda; Insecta; Hymenoptera; Vespidae
Product: caltractin
Exons: 2
Coding region: 195-704 (169 amino acids)
Biological process (GO): centriole replication; mitotic cell cycle
Cellular component (GO): centrosome; centriole
Molecular function (GO): calcium ion binding
Source: RefSeq, a predicted model, not a curated record
UAUCAUACAUUACAUAGAAUUAAUGAUGAAUUUAAAUAUAUAAAUACAUACGUACAUACAUACAUAUAUGUAAAAAUUUUACAUUGAUUAUACAUGAAGUCUUUCCUAUAAGAUUUGUUUGUCAAAACAAAAGCCAAUUGUAGGUCGUUUCUUAAACGUGGAACAAAAAUAUUGUGAAUAUAUCAAUAAUAAUUAUGGCUUCAACUUCUAAAAAAAAUGGUAGUUCCCGGCGAAAAGGUGCCUCUAAAAUUGAAUUAACAGAAGAUCAAAAAGCUGACAUAAAGGAAGCCUUUGAUCUAUUUGAUCCAGAUGGAACAGGCAAAAUAGCAACUAAAGAACUUAAGAUAGCAAUGAGAGCUCUUGGUUUUGAACCAAAGAAGGAAGAGUUAAAAAAGCUUGUAGCAGAUUUUGAUCCAGAUUGUCUUGGGAAAUUAUCAUUUGAGGAAUUUUUAAAUAUAAUGUCUGUAAAAAUGUUAGAGAAAGAUCCAAAAGAAGAAAUUUUGAGAGCAUUUCGCCUUUUUGAUGAUGAUGAAACUGGGAAAAUAUCUUUUAAAAAUUUAAAACGUGUAGCUAGAGAGUUAGGCGAAAAUCUAACGGAUGAAGAAUUACAAGAAAUGAUUGAUGAGGCUGAUAAAGAUGGUGAUGGAGAAAUUUCUCAAGAAGAAUUUAUGCGAAUUAUGCGAAAAACCUGCUUAUACAAAUAAAUGUAAUCAUUUA